AUGAGCACUAUAGAUGACGCCGAGCACCGUGAAAAAAGCCUCGAGAAAAAAACGAUUACCACUUCAGAUGAUUUAUUACAAGAUAAUCAAAGUAAAUUCGCGGCUGUUGAGCAGUCACCGUUCGAAGAAGUAGCUGCAGCUGUACCAAAUACCGAUGAUGUGACAAUGAUGGCGAAUACAUUUAGAACUUGGUUUAUCGGCAUUCUGUUUAUUGUUCUAUUAACCUGUGUGAAUCAGUUUUUCUUCUUUCGAACAACUCCACUAGUUGUAAGCGGGGUCAUUGUACAGAUUUUAAGCAUGCCAUUAGGUUUAUUUAUGGCCAAAGUCUUACCAACAAAAGCUGUUUACAUUGGGAAAUGGCAUU
Molecule: messenger RNA, 364 nt
Organism: Didymodactylos carnosus
Lineage: Eukaryota; Metazoa; Rotifera; Eurotatoria; Philodinida; Philodinidae
Source: the annotation of a GenBank genome assembly